UCGUGUCGAACAGAAAACAAACAUGGCGGCCGGAAGUUGGGAGAUCAAACUUCUCGGUCUGUACGACUUCCUCGUAGUUCUGUCGUCCUGAUAUCCGCAAAGACAUGCCGAGGGAACAAGAGCUUCUGGAGGCCGCUAGGCUGGGGAACAUCGCGGUUAUUGAAAAACUUCUGGUCCCGAAAACCAAGCGAUCGCCCGUGUCCCUGCAAGCUUUGACCAGUUUGCGGAGAGGAACCAGUCCCAACUGCCAGGACAACACAGGCUACACACCUCUGCACCAUGCUGCACUCAACGGACACAGGGAAGUGGUGGCCUUGCUACUGAACUAUGGUGCCUCUGCCAACCUGGCUGAUAGUAAGGGCAGCUACCCACUCCACCUAGCAGCAUGGACCGGUAAUGCAGACAUUGUCAGGUCCCUCAUACUACAUGGGCCAUCACAUGCCAAAGUCAACGAAAGGAACAAGGACAGUGAGACCCCUCUGCACUUUGCUGCCCAGUAUGGACACACUGCCGUAGUAAAGGUCCUGUUGGAGCAUCAUGCAGACCCCACGAUGAGAAACAAGCGAGAGGAGGCCCCCCUGGACCUGGCGUGUCUCUACGGAAGACUGGACACAGUGGAACUCCUGCUGAGGAAACACCCAACCCUGCUGGACAGGCCGGGGGGUCAGUCCACCCCCCUACACCUGGCCUCGCGCAACGGGCACAAACCUGUGGUGCAGGUCCUACUGGAGGCCGGCAUAGACAUCAACAAGAAGACUGAGAAUGGUACAGCCCUGCAUGAGGCUGCUCUCUGUGGGAAGGUGGACAUCGUCAGGCUGCUACUAGACUGUGGUGUAGACCCGUUAAUCCAGGACAAGUCAGGACAGACAGUUCUGGAGCUGCUGGCUGGUAUCCCCAAAGCUUCUGAGAUCACCAAACUCAUCAAAGACCACAUGAACAAGUUGUGCCUACCCAUCGGUAGCCUGGACUCCGCCCCGGCGUCUCCCUCUGUGAUUGACAGCUCGCCCGAACACGUGCAGAGUCCUUACGAUAACGUCCCGCAGCCAAUACCCAGCCCCUACCACAACAUCGGGGACGACGAUCAUGAUAUUCCCGCGCCCCCCGCGCAUGGGUCAACUUCUUCUGAGGAGGAGAACUUGUAUGACGAACCACCGAUAGAAGCCUUCAGGGGAAGGGAAAGAGAGGGGGAGAAUCGUCACUCCCAGAGUUCCUCUGGAAGCGCGUACGAGCUUCUCUCCGAAGCAACGUCGGGGCAGCCGCGACGCAGCCUCGUGUUCAAGUUUGAUCAAUCCCAGUCCCCGGUUUCGGAGAAGGGCGGCACCACCCCGCUCAGCCCCACCGGUUACAACCAGCCGCCGACGCCCGACCACCCACCACCGUCCGCUAACACCGCUGAGAACACCAUCCACCAGAGGUUUUUCCCUGUUCCACCAUCUUCUGGACAGGCCAGGACUGCCCAGACAGUAGAUGGGCACAGGGAUAUUCACACACAGGGCAGCUAUGAACCGGCAGAUGUGUCAGACAGCAGGCACGAGGAUUCAGUCGCAAUGGGCAGCAGGGAAAUAACGGAGGGAAAACUUGAAAGUCAGGCGUUAGACAGGCAUGAGAAUAUAGGUGAAAAGGACACCCUAGCGUUGCCUGAAGUGAGCCCGGUGUGGAAAAGGCUCUCACAGGAAGAGGCCAAGCAGAAACUAAAGGAAACACUCGCAAAGAAGCAGGCACAGAAAGCAGCAGACAGCCUCGAGAAGACAGCUGAUGAUGCAGUGGAAAAUUUGGAGGAAGAGAAGCAGAGUUUGGAUUCUGUUCAGGAGAAUUCUUUGACACAAAUUCCUGAGGAAGUUUCAACCAAUCAGGGAUCUCCCAGGAGGGAGGCUGUUCCGGCGAGCGGGCUUACUCCCUCCGACCUGAGCUCAGCCAGUUCGUCCACGAGUUACGAGAACAUCCCGGGACAGCAGUGGGACAGCACCAGCGAGUCAGCUUCCUCAAGGUCGGGCUCAAGGUCGGAGACGGCAGAAAACUUGGCCGAACUCUCCAGGACUACAGAACACUUCGACGGCAGCAAAGUCGCCGAUGAAAAGAACGUAAUCAGCCUCCAGAUAACGAGAGUAGGGUCGAACGCCGAGAGCGACAGGUCGGAGGCGGAAGGUCAUGUCGUAGGUCUUAGGUUAUCUGAAGGUGAGCUGCAGGACACGACCUUGACCGACCUGACCAGCGUGACCAGCAUGGACAGCCUCAGCGCAUUGUCCAGCCCUGCGGAGGAUGCUGGGAAGAGUGUGGAGCAUGCUGGGAAGAGUGCAGAGCAUGCUGGGAAAAAUGCAGAGCAUGUUGGGAAGAGUGCAGAGCAUGCUGGGAAGGACAUGGAGCAUGCUGGGAAGGGCCCAGAGCAUGCUGGGAAGAGCGUGUCGACCUCCGUGCACAUGGAGAAGACGCUGGUGGUGGAGUACCGGCCGGAGUCGGCGGAGAUCGUCAGGAGACGGGGAGCGGGCGGCUCCGAGGGGGAGAUCUCGCCGGCCAGCACGGAGAAACUGCUGCUGGACCUACAGCCCUUCGCUGCUCUCUGCCACGGGUCCAACCCGAAGACCCAGAGCCGAGUGUCGUCCAUCCUGUAUGAGUCUGUGCUAAAACAGGAGAUGGAGAACGAAGGCUUUGAAUCGGAGCCGACGUCACCGGAGGUUUCUGACACCGCGAGCUCAACCUCGGACGCCUCCCCGUUCCCCUCUCCAAGCCCGACCUCUCCCAGCAUGCCUGACUUCGAUGCCAUCAUUACGGAGACGGCGGAACACAACGUGGGCAGCAACGGCGGCAGGGAGCGCGAGGACUCUGGCUUCGAACAACCAGUCGACGAAACUGCAGAAUGGGAUCAGCUGACCUGA
Molecule: messenger RNA, 2873 nt
Organism: Branchiostoma belcheri (Belcher's lancelet)
Lineage: Eukaryota; Metazoa; Chordata; Leptocardii; Amphioxiformes; Branchiostomatidae
Product: ankyrin-1-like
Exons: 13
Coding region: 105-2873 (922 amino acids)
Cellular component (GO): cytosol
Molecular function (GO): protein binding
Source: RefSeq, a predicted model, not a curated record